Molecule: messenger RNA, 1669 nt
Organism: Brachypodium distachyon (stiff brome)
Lineage: Eukaryota; Viridiplantae; Streptophyta; Magnoliopsida; Poales; Poaceae
Product: protein ALP1-like
Exons: 1
Coding region: 171-1502 (443 amino acids)
Source: RefSeq, a predicted model, not a curated record
UCCACUCACUGACCUCCCAGGCUCCCACCACUCAGCUCCUCCUCACUUCACUCCUCCAAGCUCACGUCGCCAUCGCCAAUAACCACACACCACCGCCCUUUGCCUGCCUCCCGCUAAAAAGAAAAGAAAAAACCAAUCCAACGGGCACCAGCCCCUCGCGCCUCCCGAGGAUGGUCGCCGCCGCCGCAGCCCGCAGCAAGCGCUCCCACCACCGCCCUCCCGCCAACAAGCGUCCGAGUCCGCCACCGCCGCCGCCGCAGCUGACGACGCUCCUGGCGCAUCUCGCCUCGUCGGUCUCGCUCGCGCUGCGCUUCGCGUCGGACCGGGACCUUCUUCUCCGGCCGUCCCAGGCGCUCGCGCUCGACCCGCUCCUCCUGGCCGCGGCCCGGGCCGUGUCCCGCCUGCUCGCGCUGCUCCCGCUCCACCUCCAGACGCUCACGCUCACAUGCCUCUCCCUCUCCCCGCCGACCCCCUCGCCCCCGCCCUCGUCUUCCUCCUCCUGGUUCCUCCGCCUCUCCUCUUCCCCCUCCCUCCCGGACUCCGCAUGGCGCGACGCGUUCGGCAUGUCCAGGCCGGCUUUCUUCCACCUCCUCCACUCCCUCGCUCUCUCCGACCCCACAACCACAACCUUCUCCCCAUCCUCUUCCCUCCCAUUGCCGGCCGACCACAAGCUCGCGGCAGCCCUCUACCGCCUAGCCCACGGAGCCCCAUUACGGGCCGUGGCGCGCCGCUUCGGCCUCGCGACCCCCGCCAUGGCCGCCCGGGCCUUCUACGAGGUCAUCCGCGCCAUCGCCGACCGCCUCGCGACCCUUCUGGACCUGGCCGCGCCGGACCGCAUCUCGCGCGCCGUGCCGGGCUUCUGCGCGCUCUCCCUCCCCAACUGCUGCGGCGCGCUCGGCUACGCCCGCUUCGGCGCGGACGGCGCCGUGGCCGCGCAGGCGCUGGUGGACGCCGAGUGCCGCUUCCUCGACGUCUCCGCGGGGUGGGACCCGUCCAUGCCGGCCCCGGACAUCCUCCGGCGCAGCAAGCUCUACGCCUCCCAGUCGCGCGUCCUCGCCAACGCGCCCCACGGCGAGCUCAUCGGCGGCUCCGUGCCGCGCUACUUCCUCGGCCCCGCCUGCGUCCCGCUGCUCCCCUGGCUCGUGACGCCCUACAAGGAUGCCGCUGAUGGCAUGUCCAAGGAGAGCAUCUUUAACGGCGUGCACGCGCACGGGGCGCGGCUGGUGGAAAGGGCGUUCGGCCAUGUGCGCGCGCGGUGGAAGCUUCUCGGGGAGUCCUGGAAGGGCGAGUGCCAGGAGGCGCUGCCGUACGUCGUCGUCGCCGGCUGCCUGCUCCACAAUUUCCUCAUCAAGUGCGGCGAGCCGAUGCCCGACGCCGACGGGGUUCCGGCAGAAGCCGAUGUGUUUGUGGACUUUGAGGGGGAGAGGGACAGGGAAGGGGAGAGGAUCCGGGAUGUUCUUGCUGCACACUUGAGCUUGGUAAGCCGUAACCAGUGGCAGUGAGCUAACCUGUGUCUUUGUGUGUGCGUUCCACAGUUUUGCUGCCUAGUGUACAUAUUUAGUCUGUAUCUCUCAGCAUCACGUGGAAUGCCCCUUGUAUAACUGAUGCUAAGCUUCUAUGUAUAGGAGCUCCCUCUGUCAAUGCAAUACUCUUGUUGAUUUACUGACUA